GUGACAACCAUUAUUCAUUUCCAGUUGGCAAAAAACUUUUUUUUUCCUCUUUCUAUUUUUUAGGAACUCUUCCAGCAGUUUUUGUUUAUUUCAGUGACUUAUUUUUAUUUUUCCAAAUCAAAAUCAAUUAAUCAAAAUCAAAGAAAGAUAAUUAUUGAUUAUUUGUUUAUAGUUGGUUAUCGUUAAAACGCAAUUUCAAAUCUGGUGAUUAACAUUACCCUCUCACCACACUCACACACCAUUUUAUUUCUCGCACGGAGUAACAACAAUCACAUUCAGAGAUAAUAAUAAUGCAGAAACCUACCAGAAAUUCACGCACUUGUACCACCGGUAUCUUAACAUGGCCGGAAAAUUCUCCUCCGUUACCGCCGUUACUGCUAACCACCGCUCUCAUCAGCCUUCUGAUGAUAUCGGUGAUGUUCUUCGCGGCAAAAAGGUCGGCGAGAAUGAAGCACAGAAUUUAGCCAAGUGGAAACCAAGCUCAGGGUAUCGUAGAACAAAAGAGGCGACUGGAAAUGGUAAAGUUUCGUCAAAUGCUGAGGAUACCACCACAACAGAAGCCAAGUCCAAUGCUGCAAAUUCUAAAGACAGUGGUAUAUUUUCGGCAAAUGCUGAGGAUACCACAUCAGAAGUCAAUGAUGCAAAUUCUAAAGACAGAACAAGCAUACGCGUUUAUCAGCAAGCAAUGAAUGGAAUUAGUCAGAUAUCAUUUAACACCGAAGAAAACAUUUCUCCUAAGAAGCCAAUAUCGUUACCUGAGGCAGCAAAGCAGCGUGAACUUGGUGGAACAUUUCAAAAUGAACCAGGCACAAAUAGUAAGAAACUGAUGUCAAGUUCCAAGACCAAGGAGAUCGGCGGAAAUGAUAUAUUUGGACCUCCUAAUGAAAUUGUGCCUCGUUCGUUGGCUGCUGCAGGCACUUUGGAUUCAAAAGUUUCUAAUGCUGCUGGUGUCCGAAGUAAUGGCAUGUUUGGUGAAGAAUCAGUUCAGAAGACCUCAAGGAAAUUACAUGACCAGAAGUUUGCAGACCUGACAGGCAAUAAUAUUUUUAAGGGAGAUGUUACUCCAGGAUCAGUGGAAAAGCGUCCAAACAUGGUGGCUAAACUUAGAGAAAUGGCUGGCAAUGACAUAUUUGCUGACGGAAAGGCAGAAAACAGAGACCGUUUACUAGGUGGUCGCAGACACGCUGGUGGCGGAAGCAACAUAUUUUCUGAUGGAAAAGCAGAAAACAGAGACCGUUUACUAGGUGCCCGCAGACAUGCUGGUGGAGGAAGUAACAUAUUUGCUGAUGGGAAGGCAGAAAAUAGAGACAGAAUAUUAGGUGCCCGCAGACCUCCUGGUGGAGCAAGCAGCAUUGUCCUGGAUUAAACUUUAUUUUCAAUUUUCCGCCAAUCUGUAUAGGUAUUACGAAUUCCUCUGAACUCCCGUGUUUUGAUCAGAAGGAUCGGGAUCAGUUUGUUGGAUUGUUGGCAUUUUAUAGUGAUGCAGUGUAAGUAGCUUGUGUUACCAUAAUGGGUGCAAGUGGUUAUUUAUUUUGAUAUACACAACCAUGAAAAAUUUGUUAAGAUUUUCUUUAUUGUUGGCAUUGUAUAGUGAUGCAAGUGUAACUAGUUUGUGUUA
Molecule: messenger RNA, 1618 nt
Organism: Trifolium pratense (red clover)
Lineage: Eukaryota; Viridiplantae; Streptophyta; Magnoliopsida; Fabales; Fabaceae
Exons: 5
Coding region: 341-1366 (341 amino acids)
Source: RefSeq, a predicted model, not a curated record